CCAUCGGCUAAAGUCCUCAAUUCAGGGCUAAUUAAGGAAACGGAAAGAAAAGCAGCACGUCGACAAUGCUGUCGUCACGUAAACAUUUAAUUGCCUUCGUUGUGGUGACAACAUUAGUCAGCUUGACGGUUGCUCAGGAGUCCACAUUUUUGGCAACGAUCACCAGUUCAAACAACCAGCUUCAGUCGGCUAAUGGUGCUAGCUUAAAUAACGAGACGAUUUCGAUUAAUAUCAGCGAAAUAGUUGCAGCUGUCGAAGCGGCAUCGAAUACCACAGAUUCCACUACAGCUUCUACAACAGCGACAGCAACAACGGUGCCAACAAGCACAGUAUUACCAGUUACAACAACCACACAAGCAGCAACUACCACAUCCACAACAACCAUUCCAACAACAACUACUCCAACAACAACUAUUCCAACAACAACUACUCCAACAACAACCAUUCCAACAACAACCACGCAAAUUGCAACGACAACACCAGCUCCAACAACGCAAACUCCAACCACACCACUGCCUUCCACGACAACGCCACAAGCUACUACAACAAUAAGUCUAAUUUCAACAAUUCCGCCAUCCACUACAACAAUAUUGCUACCCUCAACCCCUACAACAACCACAGAAACUCCCACAACAACACCGCCAUCUACGACAACAGCCACUCAAGCUUCAACAUCUUUACAAUCGACAACACCACCACAAGUUCCAACAACCACUCUAGCUCCCACCACAACUCCACCACCUACGCCCCCAGCUUUAACCACAACAACCUUUCCAUUGACUACAACAACAGAACCCACAACAACCACACAGAGUCUUACAACAACACCAAUUCCGACAACAACUACACCGACUCUUACAACAACACAAAUUCCAACAACAACCACACAGACUCUUACAACAACACCAAUUCCAACAACAACUUCACAACCUACAACAGGAACCACACAAGCUACAACAACUCCAGAGGCAAUAGCUAUCACCGAAGCUUUAACAACAAUUGUUGAUAGCACCACAACUUCAACUAUUUUAAUAACAACUACUAGCACAACACCACUCCCGUAUACCGUUUACACCAUGGAACCCUAUCCGAAUAUAUUCGGCCAAUCCAACGUGAUUGGUAACCAGGGACGCAAAUUGCGGAAGGGUCGCAAAGGGCGCAAGGGAAGAAAGCUACGUCGUCGCACCACUUUGGCACCACUGACAACGAGCACCUCAACGAGCACAACAACAACCGCCAGGACAACUCUGAGUAGCGAUGAUUUCAGCGACGACUACGAAGAUCUAGUCCUCAACUCGAACACUGUACUGGAACCUUUUCCCGACUUGCCUCUCGACCUCGGAAACAUUAAUAACAACAGGAUUCCCAAGUAGGUGAAUGCAUGCACCGAUCUCCAGGAGACUGAGACCAUUAACUGGAGUUCCCCCUUGCUCCAUGGUUUGUUGGUUAUGUUUGUAAGUUAUAUUACCACAAAAUUGUAGUUUACCGCUUAUGAGCGAAAUAUAUUUAAAAGAAAUAAAACUAUUUUGUUU
Molecule: messenger RNA, 1532 nt
Organism: Drosophila ficusphila
Lineage: Eukaryota; Metazoa; Arthropoda; Insecta; Diptera; Drosophilidae
Product: mucin-2
Exons: 2
Coding region: 66-1373 (435 amino acids)
Source: RefSeq, a predicted model, not a curated record